GCGCGGCCCCUGCUUGGUCGGGUCCUUUGUCCCGGCAGCAGCCAGGCUGCGACCGCCACGCGGGCUGCCAGCAAUUCACUUCCCAUUCGAUUUGUAUUGCUGCACUGCACACUCUUGUUUUCGUGCAAGAUGAAAAGAGACAACCACGAAUGUGAGCCACUCGAUGAUUUAGCAAAUGCUUCUGAUUUCCCCAAUUAUGCAGCUGCUUUUGGAAAUUGCACUGACGAAAAAAUCCCACUCAAGAUGCACUACCUGCCUGUUAUUUACAGCAUCAUCUUCCUUGUGGGCUUCCCAGGGAACGCAGUAGCAAUUUCCACCUACAUUUUCAAAAUGAGGCCCUGGAAGAGCAGCACUGUCAUCAUGCUGAACCUGGCCUGCACAGACCUGCUGUACCUAACCAGCUUCCCUUUCCUGAUUCACUACUAUGCCAGUGGCGAAAACUGGAUCUUUGGUGAUUUCAUGUGCAAGUUCAUCCGCUUCAGCUUCCAUUUCAACCUGUACAGCAGUAUCCUCUUCCUCACCUGUUUCAGCAUCUUCCGCUAUGUUGUCAUUAUUCACCCGAUGAGCUGCUUUUCCAUCCACAAAACUCGAUGGGCAGUGGUGGCCUGUGCUGUGGUGUGGAUCAUUUCACUGGCAGCCGUCAUUCCCACCACCUUCCUGAUCACAUCAACCACCAGGACCAAUAGAUCAGCCUGUCUUGACCUCCCCAGUUCGGAUGAUGUCACUACUAUCAAAUGGUAUAAUCUAAUUCUGACUGCAACCACUUUCUGCCUUCCCUUGGUGAUAGUGACACUUUGCUAUACAACGAUCAUCUACACCUUAACCCAAGGACCUCGGACCCACAGCUGCUUUAAGCAGAAAGCUCGAAGGUUAACCAUUCUGUUACUGCUCAUGUUUUAUAUAUGUUUUUUACCCUUCCAUAUCUUGAGGGUCAUUCGGAUUGAAUCUCGCUUGCUUUCUAUCAGCUGCUCCAUUGAGAAUCAGAUCCAUGAAGCUUACAUCGUUUCUAAACCUCUAGCUGCCCUCAACACCUUUGGAAACUUGUGUCUGUAUGUGGUGGUCAGUGACAACUUUCAACAGGCCAUCUGCUCAAUAAUGAGAUGCAAAGCAUGUGGGGACCUCGAGCAAGAAAAGAAAAUCAGUUACUCAACCAACCCUUGAAAUACUUCAUUUACUUAAACAAAAAUAAAAGCCUGUGGAUUCUUUACCUAUAACUUCUAAGAAGUCCAGAAUAUCUCCCUCCAUGGAACUCCCUGUAAAUACUGUGUAUUCAGGUAACUGUCUGCAAGCCAAGGCAGGGCUACUAGGAGCUCUUUGCAAUCUGUGUGUGGACAGCCUCCCUUGGGUAGAUAUAAGAAUGAAUGCAUGCAUAUCAAUAAGGUAUCCAAUCAUAGAAUUACAAACUAUUGGAACACGGGCAUCUCAGAGAACAUCUACUUCCACCAACCUAUAUGUGUAUAUAUAUGGAAACUGGAGCUCACACACUUGCCCUUGAUCUCUCAGCAAUUUAGUGCCAAGACAGGAAAAAACUAGUGUCAUAGUUUCAUGCUCCUCCAUACUCCGGGGCCUAUUUGUAUUGAACCACUAAACUAUUCAAAGCAUUACUUGUAUUUUUCUAAUUAUUUAAUUUUUACAUUUCAUAUCUUUACAGAUUUUUUUUUU
Messenger RNA from Galeopterus variegatus (Sunda flying lemur), 1662 nucleotides. RefSeq names its product oxoglutarate (alpha-ketoglutarate) receptor 1 (gene OXGR1). Gene Ontology annotation, biological process: G protein-coupled receptor signaling pathway. Gene Ontology annotation, molecular function: G protein-coupled receptor activity. The transcript is spliced from 2 exons. NCBI's taxonomy places the organism in Eukaryota, Metazoa, Chordata, Mammalia, Dermoptera, Cynocephalidae. Bases 130 to 1161 code for a protein of 343 amino acids. The record is from RefSeq and is a predicted model, not a curated record. Gene Ontology annotation, cellular component: plasma membrane.